AUUAAAAUGUGAAAAUAAUUUCAGUGAGCUUAAAAAUACUUUUAUUGAAAAGAAUGAAACGCUAUCGAUAUGUGAAAAUAAAUUCAAUGUGCUUAAUAAAACAUUUAUAGAAACGAAUGAGAGUCUAGUAAAUUGGGAAAAUAAUUUCAAUGAGCUUAAUGAGACAUUUAUUGAGCAGAAUAAUGAGUUGUUAAAGCAAAGAAAAGACUUACAAAUGUGCAAAACAGAUAACCAAAUGUUAAAGAUAAAUGAGAAAAGGAUUUCAGAUAGUUACACUUCGAGUAUUCGUUCAGUAAAUGUACCUGACUAUGGUUCAUUCGAUGUGUUCUUCAAUAAUAAGACAGCUGAAAAAGACUGGAUAGUAAUCCAACAGAGAGUAGAUGGAAAAGAAAAUUUCUUUCGCGAUUGGAAUACUUACGUAGCAGGCUUUGGAUCUUUUGAGGGAGAUUUCUUUCUAGGCCUAGAGAAGAUUCAUCGACUAACGUACUCGACACGCUAUCAACUCAUGAUUCGCGUGGAAUACUUCAAUGAGACUAUACGAUACGUUGGCUACGAUAAUUUUAAAGUUGACGGCAAGAAAACAGACUAUACAUUGAGCAGUUUGGGUCAAUAUUCUGGCGAUAAAGACGAUCAAUUCGCACGCAACAAUUUACGAUGGCACGAAGGCAUGAAAUUCUCAACGUUCGACAACGAGAAUGAUUUGUGGAAUAAGGAGUGUGCACAGGUUCAUCGUGGGGGAUGGUGGUACAAUCGUUGCACAUCUAGCAAUUUGAAUGGAGAAUUCUCAGUGACGGACGGCAGCAAAUUCGCACAAAUGUAUUGGGCAGACUAUUUGCCCCUGAAGAAUGUUCAAAUGAUGAUACGAAAAUAUAAACCUUUGUAACAAAGUGAAUUACAAAAUAUGC
Drosophila sulfurigaster albostrigata is the source of this 905-nucleotide messenger RNA. RefSeq names its product angiopoietin-related protein 1-like. The transcript is spliced from 2 exons. Lineage: Eukaryota; Metazoa; Arthropoda; Insecta; Diptera; Drosophilidae. The record is from RefSeq and is a predicted model, not a curated record. Bases 215 to 883 code for a protein of 222 amino acids.